UGGCGAGUCAAAAGGACCCUUGGAAGCAUUGCUUUCACUUCUUCUCAUCGUCCACCUCGAGCCCCACAGCGCCAUCUCCUUCACAUACGUCGUGCUGUGCUGGUCAGAUCGCCCCACAAUGUCAGCUGCUGCUGGGCCCUCGUCAUCGUCGGCACCAUCAGUGGACCCUCAGACGUCUGCCCUACUGGCCUCCCUCCACUCCUCCGCCGAGAAAUCUGACGCCAAUCCAAAGCCACUGAUCAAGAGCACGCUUCAUCGUGUUCCAAGACAAUCGGCACCUGGGGCACCACAGGCAGCACACUCUGCGUCUUCUUCGGAUGACGUGUACGAGGUGACUUCAUGGAAGACUGUGGAAUUUGCCUAUCGCAAAGCCGCCGAGGUGGGCAUAGGCAAGGAUCUACCCACACUGGCCCGAGGACUCUUCACAGUCAAAGAUGGUGCCCAGCAUGCUACACAAGAAGCAUCUAGCGAGGCUAGUGGAAGGCAAGGGGAUCGGAUAGUGGUCAGAGGGUACGACAAAUUCUUCAAUGUGGGAGAGAUCAGCUGGACAAAGCCAGCAUCAAUAGAGCGAUACUCUGCCCCACCUUACCUCCUGACAUUCAAGGAGAACGGCUGCAUCAUCUUCAUUUCUGCCCUCUCCCCGACUCAGCUCAUCGUCACAUCCAAGCACUCCCUCGAUAGCCAGCAGGCUCGCCAAUUGCAGGAGCAGCAGAACGGACAUAAGCAGCAAGCAGAUACUGUGGCGGCCGCGGAAGAGGCAGAUGAGAUUGGAGGAGAGCAAGGUGGCAGCUCCAGCUCGACAAAGACGUCACAUGCUGCAAAGGGAGAGGAGUGGCUGGAAAGGCAUCUCGCGCGGGUUGGAAGGAGCAAGCACGAGCUAGCCGAACAGCUGUGGUCGAGGGGUGAGACUGCAGUAGCAGAGCUGUGCGAUGACUCCUUCGAAGAGCACGUCCUGGCCUAUCCUCCAGAAAAGUCCGGUCUGCAUCUCCAUGGCCUCAAUAGCAAUACCGUGGCCUUCCAGACCCGACCAAUGGAGGACGUCUGUGCCUUUGCCACAUCCUGGGGAUUUAUUCCCACUCGUUACAUUAGUCUAGACUCGAUGGACGAAGUCAAACAAUUCACGGAUCGGGUGGGCACGACUGGGGAAUGGCAAGGCGAAGCAAUUGAAGGCUUUGUAGUCAGAACAAGCAUGCCCAAAGAUACCCCACAAGGUCAAGUGGAAGGAGCGGCGUCUCCCCCAUACAUACCUGGCCAGGCUUGGUUCUAUAAGGUCAAAUUCGACGAGCCCUACCUGAUGUAUCGGGAUUGGAGAGAAUUGACCAAGAAGAUGCUGACCGAUAAGAAGAAGUGGGAAAACGCCACCCAUGCGUCUACAAGUAGUGGUCAGGCAGGGGAGUUAUCACAAUUGGCUACAAAGACCGAAGCUGUCAAGCUGCAAGAUUCUUCGAACGAAUCAAGCGAGAAGAAAAGCAAGAGUCAACUCAAGAGAGAGCAGAAGGCACGUCGAAACGAUGAGAGUCAGAGGCAGGCAGCGGCCAGAGGCGCAGCUCCCUUGCCAGCCCCGCCCAAGGCAAGAUCCAACCGUCCAGAGACUCGCCUGUUCAUCCAGUGGUGUCACGACAGGAUCUACGGCUCAGAAGACGGCAAGGUCAAACCUAAUCCAGCCAUCUUCGAAGGCAUCAAUGUGGGCAAAGGUAUCAUUCGACUUAGAGACAUGUUUCUGGCUUACUUGAAGACCGAAGAAGGCAUAAAGAAGAUCGCGGGUCUGGGAGGACCCCGUGGAGCUGUGGCUGCUAAGCUCGAAGGACAAGGAAUUCUGACAGGAACCACUAGCCAGUCCGAACAACCUGCGGCUGAAGAUGAUCGCUCUACCCGACCUUAUACCCAUCUGCUCAUCGUUCCUAUUGCCAUCCCGGGAUGCGGCAAAACCUCUCUGUUCCUUUCACUCAGCCAUCUAUACCCUCAGGUUGUAGGACAUACCCAAUCAGACGAUGUCAAGUCGAAGAAAACUGCCCCCACUUUCCUCAAGAAUAUCUGCAAUGAGCUGAGCAAACACAGGGUGGUGCUGGCGGACAGGAACAAUCACCUCUUGAAGCAUCGAGAUGAGAUCGUCGAAGCGAUCAAAGAAUGGGAAAACCGAGGCGGUCUCACCGAGGAGCAGCACCGAGCUCAAAAGAAGGCAAAUGCAGGUAAAUCCAGCAAGCAGGCAGGCGUCCAGAAUGCGCAAGACAGUGGCAGCCUUGAGGAGGGAAAGGCUUCCGAAAAGCCUCGAGUCAAGAUCGUAGCUAUGGCGUGGUCGCUCGAUAUGCUCCCUCUGAAUACGCUCCAUCGGCUCAUGUCAGACCGUAUCCUCGCUAGAGGAGACAACCAUCAGUCUCUGAUUGCCGACACAAAAUCCGCUACAGGCUCAAGGUCUCAUGAAACGAUCCUCUGGCGCUUCCUUCAGUCACUUGAGACAUUGAACAGCGCAGAGGGGAAGGGAGAAGGCGACAAGGGCAUGGGUGACGCCAACUUUGACGAAACGAUCACGCUGCAGGUCGAGAGCAGCCAGGAGGAGCAGUUGACGAAAGUCUGCCAAGAGUUGAGGCGAGCCGCUGUUGCUGGCAUUGAGAAGGAUCUCAAGCAACCCAGCGAUGAACAGGUUCGUGCAGCACUUGCGGCUGCGGCUGGGUACCGUGUAUCUGUCAAGAAAGUGGAAGAGCCGGCUGCUGUCAAUGUGAAGAAAGGACAAGAUACAGCGCGUGCAGGCCCGAGAUACUACGGUAUCGCCGUCGAGCUCGAUCUGAGGUCGGUGAUGGGCAAAUUCUUAAAGUUGGCAGCACAACGUACUUCUACGGAAGUGCUGCAGAGGGCACGCGACAUGUUUGCCUUCCUCAGGGACUCAGACAGGGUGGUGUUACGACCUCACAUUACCCUUGUCCACUCUUCCGCCCUUCGAGCUCUGAGCCCAGAGGAAGAGGCGCAAUUAGACGAUUCUAAGCGCGCUGAGCGCAGCACUGCAAAGAGCAAAUGGGACCGCUACUCUGCCCUCAGUCGUCUCAACGAGCCAGUUGACUUUGACAUCACUCUGGGUCAUCUGGUCUUCGAUGAGCUAGUCAUGGCCUUUAGCAUCUCCAAUGUCCACCCUACGCAGCCAGCCUCGAAGCACCUUGCCUCGGAGGAGUUUUGGAAAUUACAAGGUGGAAAGGGUGGUGCCGGGGAGGGAGACUGGAGACCUCAUGUGACUGUAGGUACACGAGAUGAGAGUGUGAGACCUUUUGAGGCGAAUCGGGUCAUGAGGGAGGCGGAGGAUGAUCAGAGUCGGAGAGGUGAGCUGGGAUUGAUCGAGGCGGGAGAAACGCAGAUCACGCUGAGGGGUAGACUGAUGGGAAUGAGCUGAAAAAGGUGAUAGCAGGAGUGAACACCUGUAGCAUCUCUGGCCGUCAAUCACUGGUUUGCCUCGACGCGGUCGCCUCUGAUCUUUGUUUCGUGCUUCAUACCACGCCAAAUCAAGAUGGUGCUGUGCAUGUCAUGCGUGCGUACGCCUCAUGUGCGGGUGUGUGUGUGUGUGGCGCCCUUUGGUCAGCGAUCGCGC
Microstroma glucosiphilum is the source of this 3574-nucleotide messenger RNA. RefSeq lists its product as hypothetical. Bases 119 to 3379 code for a protein of 1086 amino acids. Gene Ontology annotation, molecular function: ATP binding; RNA ligase (ATP) activity. Gene Ontology annotation, biological process: tRNA splicing, via endonucleolytic cleavage and ligation. NCBI's taxonomy places the organism in Eukaryota, Fungi, Basidiomycota, Exobasidiomycetes, Microstromatales, Microstromataceae. The record is from RefSeq and is a predicted model, not a curated record. The transcript is spliced from 3 exons. Gene Ontology annotation, cellular component: nuclear inner membrane.